AUACCUUAAUAAUGGCCCUGCUCUCUCAAGUUCAAUGAUUCGUCACACGUACUUGUAUAAUGCGGAGCAGCCCCCCCAGCUGCUGCACCUGUCUCUGCUAAGCUCCCUGCAUCGCCCGCCUGGCUCAUCCUUUGUCACCGCCCAUUCGCCGUCUUCAGAGCUCCAGCCGUCGCGUCGGUGCUCCGUCUUAUAUCCGCUGGAGCUUGGGACCCCGCCUCCGUCAUAAUAAGACGCAGACGCCGUGUCCCUACUCUGUCUGGUCUCCUCUGUGAUCCUCCGAGAGCUCCCUCUCACCUAGAAACGGUGGUAUUACGACUCUUACCAACCAUUUCCGGCUUGACACAUUAGUAUACAUGCUGCGAAAGGCUGUGGUGCUUCUUGCAACUGCAGCGCUCCUGCUAGAGGCACUCCCUCUGGUAGCCGCUCAUGGCGACGGCCAUGGCAGCGAGUCCGGACAUGGCGAAAUGGACAUGCACGAUGCGCCUAACCCGCAGCCUCCCAGUAGCGACGCGCCUCAAAGCUAUUGGAGUCUUUCCGAGCAUGCCGGACUCAUGUACAUGCACAUCGCGCUGUCGGUCGUGGCCUGGUUCUUCGUCUUACCUGUCGGUGUGAUGCUGAGUGUAGCACGCUCUCGGUUUGCGCUUCUUGUGCAGUUUGCUUUUCUCGCCCUCAACGGUUUCGCCUUGCUUCUCGGCGUCGUCUAUAGUCGCAAAACCCCAGAUCUGUACGAGAACAACUCGCAUACCAAGAUUGGUUGGAUCUUCACCUGGGUCGCCUCCGCCUGGCUCCUCCUGGCGAUUGUAGAGCGCUAUGCUGGUCGUAGCAGAGCUUCUGCAAUCGAUUUCGAGGCCAGGCAGCCCAUGACUGCUGCAAACAUGGCCCAAUACGAGCGCGUCCAAAACACCGAGGCCCCCAAUCCUCACCGAUUCUCCAUUGAUUCCGGCCAAGGUACUGAGCCCAAUUCGGCGUCGCUGUUUGGCCAUUCGAGGUCACCCAGCUGCGAGUCCGAGGAUCAGCAGUUCCUGGGACCCACGCGUCGAUACACCGAAGACGACGAAGCUUAUGAUGCUGAAUCCGAGAAGCGUGGCAUUCUGCAGGGCACUGCCGUCGACCGCUUUCUGUCUCGCAACGUUGCCCGUUAUGUUUCUGGGCGCGUCUUGAGGUUCAUCCGAUUCACCUACGUGGUCAUCGAGCGCACCAUCCUGCUGAUGGGUCUAGUUGCUCUGCUGACUGGUACCGUGGUGUACGGUGGCAUUGGCCGUGGGAAUGGAGUGUUCAACGUGCUCGCGCAUUUCAUCAAAGGCGGUAUUUUCUUCGUAUACGGCCUCCUGACUCUGGGUCGCUGGAUGGGCGCCUUUGCAGACUGGGGUUGGGCAUGGAACGUCAAGCCCCCCAAGGAGGUAGUUGGUCGUCGGAGCGCGGCCAUACCUUCGGCCGAGUUCACCGAAUCCUUCGUCAUCUUCCUGUACGGCUCCAUCAAUGUCUUCCUGGAGCAUCUGGCGGCCUGGGGCGAUGCAUGGGCUCCGCAGGAUUUGGAGCACGUGUCCAUCUCGGUGUUGUUCUUUGGUGGUGGCCUGCUCGGCAUGAUCGUCGAAUCGCGCAGGAUGCGAGACUUGCUCAACACUUCGGUGCUUGUCUCGAAGCCGGCGUCGCAGUAUGACGACGAUCGAUGGCAGCAACCACGACAAUACGGCUUCUCCAUGAACCCGAUGCCGGCCUUGGUCAUCCUCCUCCUGGGCAAGAUGAUGAGCUCGCAUCACCAGGCUUCCAUGCUGUCGACCAUGAUCCACACGCAAUGGGGCAGCAUGUUCAUGGGCUUCUCCCUUGCGCGCGCCUUCACCUACAUCAUCAUGUACAUCCGGCAACCGACGUCGUACCUGCCUUCUCGCCCGCCGACGGAAAUCAUCACGUCCUUCUGCUUGGUGGCUGGCGGCAUCACCUUCAUCGUCAGCAACAAGGACACGGUUGCUGCGCUCGAGUCGUACGGCCUUGAUGCCAUGUUCACCUUCACCGUGACCAUGGGCCUGACAGCCAUCCUUCUGGCGUGGGAGACGGUCCUCAUCGCCAUCAAAGGCUGGGCCGUACGCAAGGAAGCUUCGAGUACGUCGUCCAAGAUUCGGAGCGGCGUCCUGGCAUGAACUCGACGAUCCGCUGGGUUCUCUCGGGCCUGCUGGCCUGGAUGGUCGCCGGAAGGGAGAACCAAUGUCCGGACGUCGACAUCAGACGCGUGCGUCAAUGUUGGUGUCCGGUUUGGUUUGCUGCCUCACGGCAGAUUCGUGUUACGUUUCUUUACGCUCUUUGCUUCAUUGAUACCUCGUUUGGCAUUAGCAGUGAUACCCCACUUCUCCUAUUGGA
Messenger RNA from Westerdykella ornata, 2355 nucleotides. RefSeq lists its product as uncharacterized. Lineage: Eukaryota; Fungi; Ascomycota; Dothideomycetes; Pleosporales; Sporormiaceae. Bases 354 to 2138 code for a protein of 594 amino acids. The transcript has 4 exons. The record is from RefSeq and is a predicted model, not a curated record.